CCCGAGCGCUCCACCAUGGCAAGCGACCAUACCAACUACACGGUCUUCAUGCCGCCCACCCCGGACAACCAGCCAGGCGCCGCGCCCACUCCCGCGUCCGGGGGCUCCACCAAGCCGGAGAACCUUCCCUUGCCACGCUACACCUCGGGCUCCAAGCUCGUGAACCGCCGGAGUGGCGACGAUGGCGCGGCCGGCGGCGCCAAGAUGGAACGUCGGCUUUCCACGGAGCAGGUGGCGUCGCCGUCCAAGUCGUUGCUGGUGCGGAGCCAGACCGGGGAAUUCGACCACAACCGGUGGCUGUUCGAGACCCAGGGCACGUACGGCAUCGGGAACGCCUACUGGCCGCAGGACGACAACGACGACGGCGCCGGCAUGGGCGGCGGCAGCGUCAAGAUGGAGGACCUCGUCGACAAGCCCUGGAAGCCGCUGAGCCGGAAGGUGGCCAUUCCUCCGGGCAUUCUAAGCCCCUACAGGUUGCUGGUGCUGGUGCGGUUCGUGGCGCUGUUUCUCUUCUUGGUAUGGCGCGCGACGAACCCCAACCCGGACGCGAUGUGGCUGUGGGGGAUCUCCAUCGUGUGCGAGUACUGGUUCGCCUUGUCCUGGCUCCUGGACCAGAUGCCCAAGCUGAACCCCAUCAACCGCGCCGCCGACCUGGCCGCGCUCCGGGAGAAGUUCGAGUCCAAGACGCCGUCCAACCCGACGGGCCGCUCCGACCUGCCGGGGCUCGACGUCUUCAUCUCCACCGCCGACCCCUACAAGGAGCCGCCGCUCGUCACCGCCAACACGCUGCUCUCCAUCCUCGCCACCGACUACCCGGUGGAGAAGCUCUUCGUCUACAUCUCGGACGAUGGCGGCGCGCUGCUCACCUUCGAGGCCAUGGCGGAGGCCUGCGCCUACGCCAAGGUGUGGGUGCCCUUCUGCCGCAAGCACUCCAUCGAGCCGCGCAACCCGGAGGCGUACUUCACCCAGAAGGGCGACCCCACGAAAGGCAAGAAGCGGCCGGACUUCGUCAAGGACCGGCGCUGGAUCAAGCGCGAGUACGACGAGUACAAGGUGCGUAUCAAUGACCUCCCCGAGGCCAUCAAACGGCGCGCGAAGGCCAUGAACGCCCACGAGCGCAAAAUCGCCCGUGAGACGGCCGCCGCCUCGUCCGAUGCCGCCCCGCCCCCCGUCAAGGCCACCUGGAUGGCCGACGGCACCCACUGGCCCGGCACCUGGCUCGACUCCGCCCCCGACCACGGCAAGGGCGACCACGCCAGCAUCAUCCAGGUGAUGAUCAAGAACCCACACCAUGACGUGGUGUACGGGGAUGCGGACGAUCACGCGUACCUGGACUUCACGAACGUGGACGUGCGCAUCCCCAUGUUCGUGUACCUGUCGCGGGAGAAGCGGCCGGGGUACGACCACAACAAGAAGGCGGGCGCCAUGAACGCCAUGGUGCGCGCGUCCGCGGUCUUGUCCAAUGGGCCCUUCAUGCUCAACUUCGACUGCGACCACUACGUGUACAACUGCCAGGCCAUCCGGGAGGCCAUGUGCUACAUGCUCGACCGCGGCGGCGACCGCAUCUGCUACAUCCAGUUCCCGCAGCGCUUCGAGGGCAUCGACCCCUCCGACCGCUACGCUAACCACAACACCGUCUUCUUCGACGGCAACAUGCGCGCGCUCGACGGCCUCCAGGGGCCCAUGUACGUCGGCACCGGCUGCCUCUUCCGCCGCUACGCCAUCUACGGCUUCAACCCGCCGCGUGCGGUCGAGUACCACGGCUUGGUCGGCCAAACCAGGGUACCCAUCGACCCGCACGCACGCUCUGGGGACGGCAUCGCCGACGAGCUCCGCCCGCUGUCCGACCACCCGGACCACGAGGCGCCGCAGCGGUUCGGCAAGUCCAAGAUGUUCAUCGAGUCCAUCGCCGUGGCCGAGUACCAGGGUAGGCCGCUGGCGGAUCACCCCUCGGUCCGGAACGGCCGCCCGGCCGGCGCGCUGCUCAUGCCGCGGCCGCCGCUCGACGCCGCCACCGUGGCGGAGGCCGUCUCGGUGAUCUCCUGCUGGUACGAGGACAACACGGAGUGGGGGCUGCGCGUCGGCUGGAUCUACGGCUCCGUGACGGAGGACGUGGUGACCGGGUACCGGAUGCACAACCGCGGGUGGCGCUCCGUGUACUGCAUCACGAAGCGCGACGCGUUCCGGGGCACGGCGCCCAUCAACCUCACCGACCGGCUCCACCAAGUGCUCCGGUGGGCGACGGGGUCCGUGGAGAUCUUCUUCUCCAAGAACAACGCGAUGCUCGCGUCCCGCCGGCUCAUGUUCCUGCAGCGCAUGUCGUACAUCAACGUCGGCAUCUACCCGUUCACGUCCCUCUUCCUCAUCAUGUACUGCCUCCUGCCGGCGCUCUCCCUCUUCUCCGGGCAGUUCAUCGUGGCCACGCUGGACCCGACCUUCCUCUGCUACCUCCUGCUGAUCACCGUCACGCUCGUGCUGCUGUGCCUACUGGAGGUGAAGUGGUCCGGGAUAGGGCUGGAGGAGUGGUGGCGCAACGAGCAGUUCUGGGUGAUCGGGGGCACGUCGGCGCACCUGGCGGCCGUGCUGCAGGGCCUGCUCAAGGUGGCCGCCGGCAUCGAGAUAUCGUUCACGCUGACGGCGAAGGCGGCGGCGGAGGACGACGACGACCCGUUCGCGGAGCUGUACCUCAUCAAGUGGACGUCGCUCUUCAUCCCGCCGCUGGCCAUCAUCGGGAUCAACAUCAUAGCCAUGGUGGUGGGCGUGUCGCGCUGCGUGUACGCGGAGAUCCCGCAGUACAGCAAGCUGCUGGGCGGCGGGUUCUUCAGCUUCUGGGUGCUGGCGCACUACUACCCGUUCGCCAAGGGCCUCAUGGGCCGCCGGGGCCGCACGCCGACCAUCGUCUACGUCUGGGCGGGGCUCAUCUCCAUCACCGUCUCCCUGCUCUGGAUCACCAUCAGCCCGCCCGACGACCGGGUCUCGCAGAGCGGCAUCGAGGUGUGA
This is a messenger RNA of Aegilops tauschii subsp. strangulata, 3000 nucleotides long. RefSeq names its product putative cellulose synthase-like protein D5. NCBI's taxonomy places the organism in Eukaryota, Viridiplantae, Streptophyta, Magnoliopsida, Poales, Poaceae. The record is from RefSeq and is a predicted model, not a curated record. Gene Ontology annotation, cellular component: membrane. Gene Ontology annotation, molecular function: cellulose synthase (UDP-forming) activity. Gene Ontology annotation, biological process: cellulose biosynthetic process.